This is a messenger RNA of Lymnaea stagnalis (great pond snail), 10684 nucleotides long. Lineage: Eukaryota; Metazoa; Mollusca; Gastropoda; Lymnaeidae. The record is from the annotation of a GenBank genome assembly.
AGGUAACCGGAAACUCGUCCUUUCAUUAAACUUGCCCACUAAAAUUGUGUGUUAGUGAAAAAAUUGCAGGUACUUUUUAAAUAAUAUAAUUAUUACAAAAGUAUUUUAUGUUAACAUGCAAUAAAUAUAUAUAAAAAAGUGAUUGCAUAUAUUUCUAAGUUUUUAAUAUAAAAAUUAUUGUAAUUCCUUAUUUUAUCGCAAAAAUAAAGUGCUUUUUUAUCCUCGGAAUUCCAUGCCAUACUUUCUAAAUAGUAAAUAAUAAUAAUUUAAAGAGUAGGGCAAAUAAUAAAAAUAGACCCUUCUUUCAAUAGACAAUAGUCAUUAGUUUCAUGCUAAUAUUUCACCACCAAAAUUACAAUACAAAAUACAAUAACCCUUUUAACGUCAAUCAUGAUUCAAUAAUGACAAUGAAUUGAUUUGAAUUUGGAAAAGGGAAAGGAAAGGCCUUGCCCCCCUUGCCUUAUUAAUUAUUUAUUAUACUGCCUUGCCUUAGCCUUAGACUUAGUCCUUAGCCUGCCUUAGGCUUUUGGCCUGGCCUCAGACUAAGAACUAAGAAGACUCCACAAAAAAUUUACGCCUCAAGACUACUCAAGAAUUCAACAAUUCAAUAGUCAAUACACUAACUCUAACACUUAGUAAGUCAAAGUCACUUAGGCCUGUAAGCCUACUACACAAAAUUCAAAAUUAAAAAAAAAUCACAACACAAAUCUUCAUAAUUCAAAAUAUACAUUAAAAGCUAUUAUUACAUAAUACAGCAUAGCUCUCCAAAUCAAGUAUGAACUUCUUAAAUUUAUAAUUUUAAUUACAAAGUAUAAUUGUAUAAUAAAGUGAUACAUUUAUUAAGUAAUUCCGUAAAAAAAUUAUAAGAAUAUUAAUUAUUAUUAUUAUGUUUUUGUAGAACGAAAUUCAAAGAAAAAAAUGAAACCAGAAUCAACUUUCUAGCUUUAGUUGAUUUACUAUAAUUUAGUACUUUUUGAGCUAUGAAUUUUUAAAGUUCCGUUUUGUUUGGUAUUUUUUUACUAUGGUCUACACCUCCACAUUGUGUGACCCCAUUCUGCUGAUAAUGUUGUUUGCAAUAACUCUUGUUUUAAUGAUAAUUUUAUGCAUCUUUUAUUUUUAGAAUUAGUGCUGUAUUACAAAGUUAUUUUAAUAAUGUUAUGCAAUUAUAGAUAAAUUGUAACUUAAUCAUCGGUAAAUUUAAUGAGAAGCAGGUCUACAGCGUCCAUUAUGCCGGUAUAUACUAUUUUUUAUUUUUGCUGGCAUCCAUCUGUAACAACGUGACGAUGGUGUAGAUGAAGUAAGGGCUUAUUCUUCUUAGUUUAAGCUGGUUCCCUACACAGCAAAUCACUUCUCUCCACGCCUCUGGCAAAACCCAAGGCAACAUCAUGUUUCAUUUGGCUAAUGCUAUCUGCCUACGGGACUCCAUCUCCGGAGUUUGAAUUCAGAGUUUCCCUCUCUUAGAUGAGAAGCCAUCCAAGGUUAACGAGUCCCAUCCACCGGGGUGCUCGUGAUGUUUUUGCUUGAUGGGGAUUGAACUCCAAACCAUGAACUUGAGAUUGGCUCAGUUUAAACCACUCUGCCACCCAGCACUCAAAGCAUUUAAUAACGCAUCCCUUUAUUACUAAAAUAAAAAUACUGUUUGGGGACUACUUAUUUUAAACUUCCAACUUUGGCACAUGACUAAUUUAAUUAAAGUUAAAGCUUUCCCUGACCAAUGAUAUAAUUAGUUUUUUUUUUGCACGUGGCAAACUCUUAUGAAUGAAACUUUGAGGUAGUACUACGGUAUAGCCCUUAUGGCCCUUAUGCAAGUGGCUGUGAAUGGUUGCCCAAUACAGCAUUUUGCACUCAGCAAAUUAUGAUCAUUUAUAAUAUGGACUUACUCAAAAAAAUUAAGAUAUUCUUGAUUAAAUGCCUUCUAAGCUCACUCUAAAACAUAAAUUAUACAAAUAUUUGGAUGUAAAAAGUGGAAGUAAUUUAAUAUUUCUCAAGUAUGGCAUCUCCUGUCAUUAAAAAGGGGGCAUGGUUGAAUUUGGGCUGAGCAACCUUAGGAUAAUGCAGGUACUGGGACAAGCAUAACUAACGUCGGACACAACCUACAUCAAUGAGAACUGGCUCACUUAUACGUCAGUGUAUAAUGCUUAUUAGAAUUUGAUAUAAAAGUCAUGAUAUUUUAAUUUCUUCAAAAAAUUUUGAAGGAAAGAUGCCUUAUACCUUUGAACUUCUACAACUAAGGUCAAUAAAAAAAGGCAAAACAGUAGUUUGGAAUAUAUUUCAAGAUGUCCGCUUUUGUGAACAUGUGGAGGGAUACCACAAUUUUAUGACAAAUUAGUCCUUUCAUUAAUGGAAAAGCACCAACAUACAAAAAUUAAAAACUCGGAUUCUUCUGUGCCAAUGCCCAUUUCCCAUACAAAUUUUUAAGUACCGGUAGUCUCCCUUGCUUUACCGAAGUGCCUACAUUUAUCAUUUAGUAAUCAUUUCAUUACAUUACAUAUCAAAGUUACUAAUUAAAAGUGUUGACAGCAAAUUUGCAUUUGACAGUUUGUGGGUUAAAAACUAUAAUCCUAAUAAAAAUAAGUUGUUAAUAGUAAUAGCCUUUAUACUUAAAACUUCUCUUAUUUGAUUAUUUUCAUUCCUAAAAUGUAUUACAAAUUAUUCAUUAUAAACUACAUCGCUAUUUAAUAUGUAUUUCUUUAGAAUCAACAGCAAAAUAUUAAUUCAUAGUUGACAGUGGUAAGAUUGAUUUCUGGCAUCUUGUACAUAUGAGAGUGAUCUUUUGUUCUGGUGACAUUUUCAACCCCUCCCCAUUUCCCUUUUUUGUGUGUGUUGUUUUGCUAUUGUUGUUUUUAAUUAUUUAGCAACUUCAGUAUAUUCAAAUGGGAAAAAUAUGGAGGAUUUCUAAAGCUAAACUGUAUUCUCAUAGAUUAACUUAUAAAAAGUAUUAGGGAUCAAAACAUAAAUUUCCUUUACUUACCUUACUGCUGUGUGUGGCACAAAAAAACUGUUGCAUAAAUUUAAUUUCAUUUGUGUCACUGGAACACAAAAGUUUCCAUGUCAUUGAUGAGGAAAUCAAUGAUAUUUGAAUUUGUAGACCACAUGAUGCAGAUCAUUUUUCGACCUGUUUUAAGUGAAGAGAGUAUUUAAGUACCUAAGUUAGGAUAGAGCCUUAUUGCUGUUAUCUGGCUCUGCCAACUGAAAUUAAAGACUAAAAAAAAAAGUCACAUUAAAUUUAGAAUAAAAAUAAUUUGUUAUAAAAAUGUUUGAAAACAGAGCUUUUAUGUUUCUCUGUGUAAAUUUGAGGAGCCAGUAUCACAAUAAGGUUAGGCCUAAUAAAAACCUGGCUGGUUCCCACCCUUUCUUUGGGUCACGGAGCCUAUUACAAUAAGGCUACAAUCAUAUAGUCUGAUGCUAUUACUAAUAGAUAGAAAAUAUAGCUAUGAGCAUAGUGUUGCUUAUUCAAUAAUCAUUGUCUCCUUAUGUCUGCUUAGCUUAUUAUUAUUUGUAGCCCUAAAGCAUCAUCCCUGUAAUGUUUUAGAGAUUAACACUAAAUGAUGAAUGUGUGGUAAUAAAUUUCUUGUGGAUGUUAAAUGUAGUGGAGAAUACAAAUUUAUUGUAGACUCCCCAAACGCACCAUUCCAAUAGUUUUGUUAGGUUAUGGUAUUUGUUUUGUAAAUAAUGAAUCUUAGUUACUCAAAAUGCUUACAUUACCAAAUUACAUUUUUUUUUAUAGAAAUGUCAAGUCCAAGAGAUAUUCCCCAAAGUCAAGCCAUUAACAGUGCUCAAAUUUCAGACUCUCCUGGUCGAAAAUUUCUGAUACCUAGUCCUAUCCCUACCAGACGCACACGAACAAAGUCUAUGUAUGUAUCAAUUAUAAACGGAAUUGAUUUUUUAAAACUUAAAUUUUAAAAAGUUAUUUUACUUAUUUUAAAUAAUAUAUGUGUUACAGGUUAAUUAUAAUUAUUUUUAAUUACCUAGUACUGGUAUGUUUUUUCUUUGGACAUGAUCUGUUACUAAGAUAGCAAUGUUUGAGCUAUAUUUAAUAACGAUAUUCUGUUCCAAAAAAACCAAACUUUUCCUAAAUAAUUAUUGGAAAUCUGUUUAUUGAUUUUGAAAAUAAUUAUUUAUCUUUUUUUUUUUUUUAGCAAAGUAUACUCAAAAUGUUUAUAUUUAUCAUUAUUUCGGUGUGUUUUAAAACAUUUAGUGUAAAUUAAUACUCUAAUCUUCUUUCAUGAAAUGAAGCCUCCUGGUGUGGGUGGGGGGGGGGGGGCACUGCACUUAAGCAGUUGCGUUGAAGAACUGUUGAUAAGUUUUCAUUUUUGAGGAUGUUAAACAGUAAUCAGAUUUCCGGUUGUUGUUUUAAAAAUGAUUAUAAAGUUUUGUUUUUUGACAAAGAGAUAAUCAAAUUUUUCUUCUUCCUCUUACCAAAAUUACAAAUACGGAGUUAAAGAUAUCAACUUCUAAUCUUCAUAAUGGCCUUCAUAAUAGUAUUCCAUUACUCACAUUGCAAGGCUGUAUAAAGCAUAGCUUUGAGUAGUUUCUAACAUUUUGAACUUUUAUUAUAUUCUUUAAUUAGGAGAAUAAUAGAAAUCUAUUGGUUACUUUCUCUACGGAUUGGUCAAAACUAGAAAAUUUGCAUCAGGGUUAUUUGUCAGUUAUCAUACAUAAAUUUACCAUUGAGACCUAGACGGCAUUUUAUGAAUCUUUUAAAAUAAAAUGCAUUUGCUGGGUGAUUCUUUUUAAAAAAAACAACGUAUACAUGAGAUAUCCAUAAAAGUUCAACUGUUUUAUUCUGUGGUAAAAGCAUGCAUUAUUCAUGGUGGAAAGAAGCUGAUGGAUUAAAGGAUCUAGAAUUUUAAUAAAAUAGUGUCCAUAUUUAAAAAAAAACAAAACAACCCUUGUGAACUAUGAUAUUUUUGUCCUUGUGGCGAAUAGUACAUUUUCUAGGAUUAGGUCCACUUCUUAUGGCCACAGAAAACAAUGUAAGAGUCUAGAACUUAUAUGCUGUCUCCUAGCCCCUACAAGGCCGAUGUGUAUUUUGAAGUCCAAUAAUUAUGAGACGGUUAAAAACUGAAAUAUUUUUAAAAAAUUAAUAUACUGUGUGAAACACAGUGCAUCUCCUUUCCUAUAAAAAAUACUAAGAUCCAAGUUGAAUUCAUGAUUAGAUGAAAAAAAAUAAUAGAACUACAUCACAUAAUUUGACUGUGAAAGUGCUUGAUAUACUUUGUCUUUUUACAUUUUAUGGCAUUGUAAUAUUUGUUUAGACUGGUUUAUUUACUUGUUUUUAAAAUGUUCAUUUUUUAUAUACAAUUUUUAAAAUUUCAAUUUUAUAAUAAAUCAUAUUAAUUUUUGGGAAACAAAGGGGAAAAAAAACCUGUACAUUAAAGGUAAAUCUAUGUAUGAAAACUGUGGAGUAAUAAUACUAUGCUAAAAUACACACACCUCAAUUUUAUUUAAUUACCAUAAAAUAUAGAGUAUGACUUAGAUAAUCCAGCCUUAUUGUCGUUUGGCACCCUCCCGAUUUUCAAAUCCAGAUGUUAACAUGUGUUUUAAAUAUGUAGGUAAGGGUCUAUCAUGUGACUUGUUAAAGGAUACUGUCACGGUGGUAUCCAUGAACAUGUUUUGUUAUGUGCUUAGUCUUGUUUAGAGAUGUCAAUGUGUUCACUUUAAAAUUUAAGUAAGCGAUAUGUUACACUUCUCUCCCUUAAUUUCUUCUGAUUUGGCCGCCCAUAUUGUCGAAGGCUUACUAUAUCUAGUUUAAUUUUCAAGAUAAACAAAUAUAUAAUAGGAUUUCUGAUAUAAAAUACUAUGAUUAAAGAAUUUUAUUUUGUGGGGAUGAGACAAUGCAAAUUUAUCAAAAUACAUUCUAAAACUGAUUGCUAUGAUUAUUCUGAGCAGGUCAGAGCGUGCUGCUGAAGGACCAACAUACAAAGGGCUUGUAAAAAGUUUCUGUAGACAAAGGGGCCAUGGAUUUAUUCACCCUGAAGAUGGAAAAAAAGAAGACAUUUUUGUUCAUAUUUCAGAGUAAGCCAUCCUUGUAUAGAAAAAAGACAAUAGCUUAGGAUCAAUAUUCAUUUCCACAUCUAUGUUACUUUAGAAACAUUUAGUUUUAAAUUUAACUCAUCAAGCCAUCUAUUUCUUUAAGAAAAAAAUGUGUGAAUGUUACUUAUCCACAAGUGAAAUCUAUUAACGAUCUGAUCAUAAUCUUUGUAGUUUUCACAAAGUUGUCACAACCCUCAUUAAAUAUGAUAGGUAACCAGUCAGCAUCUUCUUACUGCCUACAUAGGUAUGACUACCAAAUAAAAUAAUAGUUGAACUAACAAAUAAAAAAAAAAUUGUUCAUUAUCAUCCUUGUCUCAAAACUCUGUACAGUAAAGUGCUAUUUAAAGUAAUGAUUUUUUUUUUUUUAAAUAUGAUUGUCAUGGAUUUAAAAAUUAUAAGAAACAAUGAUAAAAAAAUACAUAUAAUUUGUGUUCCUAUUAAUUAAAUAUUCAUAUUUCAAAUAAAUUGAUUUUUUAUUUUAAAAAGUUUGUUGUAAGUUAUUUAAAAUUUGUCUUCACAUAAGGGACACUUAUGUGCUUAAUUAUGUUGUACUAAAUUUUUUCAAUUACUUUAUUUAUAAAUAUAAAAAUAAAAAGUAAUUUGAAGAGUUUCACCAAUUAUAGGAUAUUUUUGGAGUUGAAUAGAAAAACCAAAUAAAAAAUGAAUACUUAACUAGCAAUCAACUUCUUUGAACUUACUUAUCUAUUUAUUAAUCACCAUUAGUGUAAAUUGCUUUUACUUUACAUCAACAGCAUUGAUGGUGAAUGGGUUCCAAAGGAAGGUGACCAAGUUACAUACAAAACUGUAACCCUCCCACCAAGAAAUGAAAAACUUCAGGCAGUUCAUGUUGUAAUUACACACCUCAAACCUGGUGUCUUACAUGAAAGAUGGGAUUCACCUGUGCCCACUAGCCCUGACAAAUUGGCAGAUUAAUAGUGCACUUCAAAGGAUUUUUGCAACAAAUAACAUUUUUUUAAAACUUUAUGAAAUGAAGGAAGAGGAAAGAACAUAAUUGUCAUUGACUGUUUAAACUAAACUGACCAUGGAUUAUUGGUGCCUAUUGUGAAGAAGUGAUUUAUUUGAGGGUUUACUUCAUGACAUUUAGACUAUACACCUAUAAUGCUAAUAUAAUAAAAAUCAAUUCCCAUUAUAAGUAUAUCCAAGAGGGGGAUUGUUUGUAUAAUUACUUAAUAUUGGUGGUUUAAGGAUUGUGGCAUCUUUUAAAUUUAAAUACACCUUAAAUGUAUUUUAGAUUAUGUUAUAGAAAAUAAAAUAAAGUGGGUCACAUAGGCAUAAUAUUUUUUUUUUGUUAAAUAUUAUUUUAUAAAAAAAAUAUAAAUUGAAAUUCAAAAAGUGGCGUGUAUGAAUGUUAGCUAUUUAAUGCCAACAUCUCACUAUAAUUGUUUAUACCAUUAUAUAAUCUUUGUAGAGUAAUGAUUUUGUAAAUAAAAUAGUUGAAAACAAUAUGCAUUUAUGUUGUUAAAAGGAAUUUCUGUUUCAAAUUUUUCUAAAACAGCAUGUGUUAGUGUCAUAAGGCAAUUGAUAAAACACAAAAAUUAAAUUAGAUAUAUUACUUUUAGAGUGGAAUAUAGAGUACCAGAUUUAUGGCAACUUUAUGAAAAAUGCUGUGUACCACCAUUUCAAGCUAUUGUGUAAAAUUGUUGUGUGAAGAAUAGUCAAAGACAUAAAUGACAAGUUUUAUUGUCUCAAUAUAAAAAGAUAGUAGGUACCGGUAGCUGGGAGUAAUUGUUUUGACUUUAAAAAUAUGUAAUCUUUCUUCAAUAGUUAUUUUCCUAUGUUUUAGCAUAUUAACUUCAGCUGUAAAUUAGAGUGACUGAUUUAAAUUUUGAUUUACACUUGCACGUAUAAUAAUGGAAGGGUUUUCUAUUUUAAAAAUUGUUUUGGAAAAUAAAACUUUUGCUAUAAAUGUAAUUUUUUUUUCAAACCUAUUUUAAAUCAGAAAGCAUGUUAUUUAAUAACAUUUUAGAAUACAACAGAUUGCUUGAACAAUAUUUUCAUAUGCUUUUGCAGGGAUGAUUUUUAGGCUUUUAUUUUUUUUAAUGCACUGAUUCGUUUUAAAAAGAAACCUGAGGUCAGGGUUAAUUUCCCUUUCAAAGCUUUCAGGUGUUAUGGAAAUCCAUUAAAACGCCAUUUUUUAACAAAAGGGCCCUACUUAAUAGUCUUACUCUUAUUCUUACACUUACAGUAACUUACAGUGGUAUUUCUAGUCUAGGUCAAUUUUUCUUCAUCAGAAUGACAAAAGACAUAUGUGUGAAGAAAUCAAUAAGAGUGCAAUAAAGAAUGACACUUAUUUCUGUCUGACAUGAUCUCUUAGUUUAGUAUUUAUACAAAUUAGACUUCACUUAUCACACAAUUAUCCCAUAUCCAUACUAUCUAUAAAUAAUGUGUAAGGUUUAUGAAACAGAAAAUAAUGGCAAAUUAUGAAUAGUCUAAAUCCCAUGAAUCCCAUGUUUAAAUGCACAAAUUUAAGCUAUAACAUGCCAAAAGGGAAUGGGCUUAAUUAAACCAUAUGCCUUAUGGACAGAAAUCAAUAAUGAAAGGGUUUCUUAAAAACAAUUGUCUCUGAACACAUGCACACAAAAAUGUUUAAAAAUUGUGGGGGUAGCAUAGUUUUUCAAUUUUCUUGUCUGCUAUUUUUUGGGCUUUAUAUAGCCAAAUACUAAUGAGUUUAUUACGAAACCAAAUUUGAAGCACGAGUACAAAUAAAUAUAUAGUUAGUUCUAUGGAUGCAGUCAAAUGUUGAUUCUUUUGGGCCUCUGCUGUGUUAUCCAAAGAAAAAAAAAACACUUCAAAGUAUUCCUUUCUUACAACAGAUGUGGGAACCAUCAGUAAAUGGAAUAAGAAUACCAAAAAAUACAUUGAAAGUCAGUUUCAAUUUUAGCUGUAGUUCUCACAUCACAUAUCUCAAGGAGAUUGUACUGCUAUUCAAACUUCUAUCAAGAUCAUGUGUGCUAGAAUCUUAUUACUAUAUGAUGUAUGUACAGAGAUUUUUUUUUUAAACUUGGAGGAAUAAAAGGAAUAAUAAAAAUUUACCUUAUGGAACAAACAAAACAAAAAGGCAAGCUUGGGAAUUGGAUUUAUGCAUCGGAAUUAAAUUUUCUUGUUCAAGUAAAAAUAUAAUGACAAGUUUGUAUUAAAGAGGCGUAGAUUUCUUGAGGUACAGAAGGCUGCAACAAGACUUGCUGAGGUUUUGACUGGCAGUUUAGUACAGAAAAAAAAAAAAAAGCUUGCAAGAUUGCUUAUGACAAAAGUUUAGUUGGGAUUCAAUGUAUGCCUGCAAGUGGUCAACUUUAAACUGAUAUAUAUCUAGUGAUUUUGAAGUUAGCUUCAUGUGCUGCAACAUUAGUCACUGUAGAAAAUAAUGUUUGACAGUGAGAAUUCAUUUUUAAUCUUAAAAAAUGCAUUUUCAGCUUAUCGUAGCUAUUUUUUGGACAGGUUUUAAAUUUUAAAAAAAAAGUAUUUGUAUUAUUUUAUAUUUAAAAUUUAACUAUUAGUCUACUUGUGGAAAAAAAAAUGUAUAAUUUAUAAUUCAUUUUAAAAUAACAUUUUUAAAGAAACAACAGAAGAAUUACAUUUUUCCUUUCUGCAAUCAUUUUUAAAAAAAACCGUAGCAUGUCUAAGCACAAAUGAACAUUGUUAAAAAUGCCAUCCAAAGAAAGAAUAUUUUAAAUGAAAGUCUUUUGCGAAUGAACAAUUUCAACUUGUCAAAAACAACAAAAAAAGGAUCACAUCUGUGCUUGGAUUUUGUUCCAUAGACAUCAUUGUUACAAUCUAUUGGGGUGUCUGUUAAUGUGCCUUUUGCAAAACUAAAUUUUCAAUUUGUAUAUUUUAAAAUCCCCAAUUAAGUAUUAAGAUUCUAUUGGUAUUUUUCUACAAAUUUUCCAAUUAUUUGUUGGUAAAUUUAGACAUGUAAAUAGUGAUUUAAGUGUUCAGUUAUAUUAUAUAUUACCGUUACUUUACCUUUUAAACAAACCUAACUUUUUAAAGCCAGCAUAAAACACAGAGAUGUACCUAGGAUCAUUUACACUUCAUUAUUCAUAGUAUUCUUUACAGAACAGUAUAUUCAAAUGUAUUCAAAGUCCUCAGUACAUUUUUUUUUUAGAAAAACAACUCUUUACGGGUACAAACAUUUAUGUUACUCUCUCUUUAUCACUGUAAUUUUGUCUGUGAGUGGAAGAUAUUUCUGUUAAUGAACAGCAAAUGUGCGGAAAAAUAUUGCCACUUUUAAUAGCAUUUAAUUACCAGUACAUAAAACCCAAAGCAAAAUAGCAGAGUGUAGGAAUUAAAUAUAUGGGGGAAAACAGUUUUUUUUAGCAAAGGUCUUUAUUUUGCAGUACCAUAGCUAAACUAGAUAAAAGGAGACAAGCUAUGAAGGUCAACAAGGAAGCACAAAAGUGAAACUCAUUAAAGAUAAAAAUUAAAACUUUUUUAAUUUCAGAUUUAUCUCAAUUUAAUUACGUUCCGGGUACUUAUUUGUAUUUUUAAGAAGAAAAAAUGUAAAAUGUAAACAUAAUUUAAAAAAACAACUUAAAUUUGAAACAUGUUUAAUUUGUCUAUGAAUACUCAUUUUGCACAUUUAACCAUAAUGCAGAUUUUUAAAUUCGGAUGCCUUAAUUUAAAACGUGAA